This is a messenger RNA of Daktulosphaira vitifoliae (grape phylloxera), 1101 nucleotides long. RefSeq names its product ras-related protein Rab-9A-like. Gene Ontology annotation, molecular function: GTPase activity; GTP binding. The coding region runs from base 118 to 771 and encodes 217 amino acids. The transcript is spliced from 3 exons. Gene Ontology annotation, biological process: retrograde transport, endosome to Golgi. The record is from RefSeq and is a predicted model, not a curated record. NCBI's taxonomy places the organism in Eukaryota, Metazoa, Arthropoda, Insecta, Hemiptera, Phylloxeridae. Gene Ontology annotation, cellular component: late endosome; phagocytic vesicle; lysosome.
UUUAUAAAAUUAUAUAUAUAUAUAUAUACUUUAAAUUAUUAUUCAAAAUUAUAAAAAUUUUUUUUAUAAAAAUGAUGAAAUUGAUUUAAUUUACUUUUCUUUGAGAUUAUUUUAAAAAUGAGAGGAAAACAGAAAUUAGAUAAACAGACUCCAAUAUUAAAAGUGGUAAUUUUAGGUGACAGUAAUGUAGGAAAAUCAUGUUUAAUGAACAGAUUUGUUAGCAAUAGUUUUAGUGAACAUACUCUACAUACACUUGGAGUAGAAUUUCUUCAAAAAGAAAUCGAUAUCAAUGGUGUGACUUACACAUUACAGAUUUGGGAUACGGCUGGACAAGAAAGAUUUCGUACGCUGCGUACACCAUUUUACAGGGGCACUGAUAUUUGUCUGUUAACAUAUGCUGUCAAUGAUAUUAAAAGUUUUAGUAGUAUAGAUUCAUGGAAAAAAGAAUUUUUACAAUACUCUAGAACUACUGAUGAAAACUUUCCAUUUCUUGUUGUGGCUACUAAAGUUGAUGUUAAUCAUAGAGCAAUUUCAGAAGAAGAAGCUAGUCAGUGGUGUUCCAAUUUUUUAAACACUCCUUAUGUUGAAACAAGUUCUAAAACAGAUAAAAAUAUAGAGACUGCAUUUGCUAUGGCCGUUGAACUCUGGGCUUCUUUAGAAAGACCUUCAGAAACUAAAAUUUGCCAUAGCACUUUAGUAAAAUUGUCCAGACCAAUUAAUGGUAGUGCGGCAUGCCCUACAGCUGAAGUAGUAACAUCAAAAUGUUGCUAAAAACUUAAUUUGUGAUAAAAAUAACUUAAACUAUACCUUUAUAUUUAAUUGAACUGAAUUAUAAUAAUAACAUUUUAUAUUCUUCAUUUACAAUCAUAAUUAUUUGUAAUAAAAAUAAUUAUUUAAAGAGUAUUUCGUCUUUAUUAACAAGAAAUUAUUAGCAAUUUGCAUAGAUUAAUGAUAUUCUAUGGCUAAAUUUAUGUUAUAAAUAUAAACAUUAUUUUUUUUUUAUAUAAUUUUUUUUCAUUUAGCGGGUAAUUUUAAUAUAAAACUAUUGUCUUUUAAGUAUUUGUUGACUUAUUAAUAAAAUCUAUGCAUUUAUUUUUUCAA